GUCUUUUCAUCGGAGGGAUUUCUGCAAUGAUUCAACCAGCAGGUUACCGUGUUUUCCAAGUGGGGAUACUGCAUCUCUUUCCUUUGUGGCUGCUCGUAAAUCUGACACAUGCACAGUUCCGUUACUCUAUCCCUGAAGAACUGAACAGGGGAGAAAUUGUUGGUAAUAUUGCUAAAGAUCUUGGAACAGAUGUGGCUAAACUAGUGGCUGCUAAUCUCCAGGUACUUUCUGAUUCUGAUUCCCAAUAUUUCUCUAUAAAUGUAAACAAUGGAGCCAUAUUGGUGAACGACAGAAUAGACAGGGAGCUUCUCUGUGCACAGAGUGUUACUUGUAUAUUAAACCUAAAAUUUGCCAUUGAGAAUCCAGUAGAGGUAUACAGAAUUGAAGUGGAAAUAUUAGACAUUAAUGACAAUUCUCCACGAUUCCAGGGUGAUGAGCUUACUUUAAAAAUAAAUGAGCUGGCCUCACCUGGUGCUAGAUUUCUCAUCCCUAAUGCACAAGAUCCUGAUAUAGGUUCUAAUGCUCUGCAGGAGUAUCACCUUAGCCCCAGCGAGAAUUUUGCUUUAAUUGUAAAAAAACGAACCGAUGGUAGCAAAUUUCCAGAGUUAAUUCUAGAGAAGGCUCUAGACCGAGAACAGACCGCUGUCCACCACCUGGUGCUGAAGGCAGAGGAUGGUGGUGUUCCAAGUAGGUCUAGUACAAUGCAAAUAAAUGUUAUUGUCUUAGAUGCCAAUGAUAAUCACCCUGCAUUUGAUCAGCCUUCCUAUAAUGUCCAGCUAAAAGAGAAUGCCCCCAAAAACUCCCUAGUGAUAAAACUUAACGCAACAGAUUUAGAUGAAGGCCCAAAUGGCGAAAUUGAAUAUUUUUUCAGCAGUCACAACUCUGAUGCUUUGAGCAACAUAUUUCAGCUUAAUUCAGAAACGGGAGAAAUCCGUGUUCUUGGUAACCUGGAUUUUGAAGAGGUUUCUGUUUAUGAAAUUGACAUUGAGGCUAGAGAUAAAGGGACCCCGAUCAUGGAGGAACAUUGCAGUGUCAUAGUUCAUAUUAUUGAUGUGAAUGACAAUACUCCGGAGAUGACUAUAAGUGCAUUUUCUAGUUCUGUUCCAGAAGAUUCGCCAGCUGGGACAGUAGUUGCAGUUAUUACUAUAAAAGACAAAGAUCAUGGGGAUAAUGGAAGGGUACAGUGUCAAGUAGACAAAAACAUCCCAUUUACAGUACGGGAGGACUUUGAGCACCAGUUUUCAUUGAUCACUAGUGAUAAUUUAGACCGUGAAAGCGUUUCUGAAUAUCACAUUACAAUAACUGCAAAAGACAUGGGUAAUCCCCCUCUUUCCACAGAGAAAGUUAUAUCAGUGGUUGUCUCUGACGUGAAUGACAAUGCGCCACAAUUUGUGGAACCAGUUUAUGAGGUAUUUGUUGAAGAAAAUAAUAAAGCUGGAGAACUACUUUGCACUGUUUCAGCUUCAGAUCCAGAUUUGGACCAGAACUCACGCCUGUCUUAUACAAUAAUACAAAAUCCUAAAGAGGAUUAUGCUUCCUCAUCUCACAUUUAUAUCAACUCAGAAAAUGGACAAGUCUACCUUAAGUUUCCCCUUGAUUAUGAAAGAAUCAAUUACUUUCGGUUUCAAAUAGAAGUUGCCGAUGCUGGUUCUCCACCCCUUAAAAACAAAACCGUUGUGCAUGUUUUUGUUCUAGAUCAAAAUGAUAAUGCCCCUGUGGUUGUUUUCCCAAUAGUUGGAGCUAAUUCAGUAGCGCAUUGUAAGAUACCACUUUUAACUGGGCCAAAUGUUAUGGUAAGCAAGAUAUCAGCAGUUGAUUAUGAUUCUGGUCGGAAUGCGUGGCUUUCGUACAACUUACUUGAUGCCACAGAUCCUACGUUGUUCAGUGUUGUCCUUCGAACUGGGGAAAUAAAGACAAAACGCGCCAUUCAGGAUAUUGACCCUACAAUUCAUGAACUGCUUCUGCUAGUUAAAGACUCUGGAGAUCCAUGUUUAUCCACCUCUGUUACAGUAAUGAUGACCCUAGAAGAUAAAGAUUUAGAAAUUUCUCAAGGUGUUAAAGACCAUUCUAAAAAAAGGAAUAUUUCUAGCUUAACUCUGUAUCUUAUUGUGUGUUUAAUAGUAAUUUCAGUGAUCUCCUUGAUUGGUUUGGCUGCUCUUGGAAUUAAAAUUCACAAAUGCGAGAACAAGAACUUACCUCUUUGCUGUCGGCAAAGUCAAAAGAAAACAGUGGUCGCAGGAACCAAACUACAUGGAACUUUCCAGCUUCACCCAAGUCUUUGUAACACUAUAAUAGGGGUCAGAGUGGAUUGUGCUGGAAAUAUCCCAUCUAAUCGGAGGGUCAGAACAUGUUUCUCCCCAGUCUCAGAUAUAAGUGAGUUUAUGUUUAUGAGGCCACCUCAUGUUACUACAAACUCCUCGUCACCAGGGAUACUGGUUCCAGAUCCUAACUUCUCUAUUGCUUCCAAUGAGCAGGCACAGGCUAAUGUGGACUGGCAUUUCUCACAAGCUCAAAAACCUGGGCCCAGCGGAACCCAACCUACUGAAGAAACUGGAGUUUGGCCAAACAACCCAGUCGAAACAGAAAGACUUCAAGCAAUGAUCUUGGCUUCUGCAACAGAAGCAGCAGAAAGUUCCAAUUUGGGAGGAGGAACAGGUACCAUGGGAUUAGGAGCCUGUUAUGGACCACAGUUCACCCUACAGCAUGUGCCAGACUAUAGGCAGAACAUAUACAUUCCAGGAACUGCAACACUGGCUAAUGCUGCUGUGAAACAAGAGGGAAAAGUGUCUGCACCUUCAGGAAACAAGAAAAAAACUACUAAAAAAGAGAAAAAAUCCUGACUUUGUUGCACAGUUUUACAGAUCCGGCAUAACGCUCAGAGCAUAUCACCCCAGCCAAUAUCAUUUGGUGAAUGUCAUCUUUGCAAGGAAAGUAAUACUGACAAACUAAGGUGAAUGUUAAUAUUGACAUAUUUAGUUGUAGAUUUAUGCUAAUAAUUAUAACUGUACAAAGUCUUAUUAUUUUUUAUGGCGGUUUUACAACUGUUAAAAUAUGAAGUUGUAUGAACUUUAUCAAAUAGCUGCUGACAAGUUUUUUUUUUCCCUAAAACAGUUAUUUAAUUUUAUUUUAUUUAAUGGCUCUCAACCAAGUGGCCCUUAUUUACUAACAUAGGUGCCAGUGUGCACCAGUAAUGCAGAACAACCAAUCAGCAGUAAGCUUUUAUUAGUCAACUGCAGUUACAGAAAUGAAAACAAUUACCUGAUUGGUUGCUCUGGAUUACUGCAGGUAACUAUGUAUCCUUGUUUGCCAUUAGGAGCCAGUAUGUUCCAAGUAAAAAUUCAAUAUAUACCAGUUUAUGGCACUGCCAGCUGUAAACUACUUUUUAGUUUCGUGUUCUUUAUGUAACAAACGAGUGUAGAGACUUUUUAGAAAACUGUGGGAUUUCCUUUAUUGUCAAGCAGCACCGUGGAUAAAGGAAAAGUAAUACAUACACACAUAUGGGUCCUUUACUUAAUGCUACCUUGUGUGUUGUCUGCUUAAAGAAAAAGCAAAAGAAAGCACUUCCUCCAUUUUUGCAUGAUCAGUUUUCUAGACCCUUUUAACUUGUUUGUAAGAUUAAAUCCUUGUACCCUGCCCUGCCCAUAAGGACCAUUUGUGUUCUUGCAGAUUAUCAAAUGAAUGAGAAAAAGAAUGUAAAUCAGUUAUUUGCUGGCAUGUUACUUGCCCUUGCAGAAGAGCACAAAUUAUCUAGUAAACGAAAUGUCCAUAAAACAUUUUUGCAGGGACAUAACAAUAAGGGAAGCAUUCACUGCAGUUUCAAAAUUGUAGGGGGGUCCUGUGAAGUCUUAAAUUACAAUAGUUUUACUUAGAGGGAGAUUUACUAAUCCACGAAUCCGAAUCCCGAAAGGAAACGAAAAUUUUGUGACUUUUGCG
Molecule: messenger RNA, 3933 nt
Organism: Xenopus tropicalis (tropical clawed frog)
Lineage: Eukaryota; Metazoa; Chordata; Amphibia; Anura; Pipidae
Gene: pcdhgc4
Product: protocadherin gamma subfamily C, 4
Exons: 4
Coding region: 27-2840 (937 amino acids)
Biological process (GO): cell adhesion; homophilic cell-cell adhesion
Cellular component (GO): plasma membrane; membrane
Molecular function (GO): calcium ion binding
Source: RefSeq, a predicted model, not a curated record